Messenger RNA from Vitis vinifera (wine grape), 1666 nucleotides. Its product is annotated as probable WRKY transcription factor 9. Gene Ontology annotation, molecular function: DNA-binding transcription factor activity; sequence-specific DNA binding. The transcript is spliced from 5 exons. Gene Ontology annotation, biological process: regulation of DNA-templated transcription. Lineage: Eukaryota; Viridiplantae; Streptophyta; Magnoliopsida; Vitales; Vitaceae. The record is from RefSeq and is a predicted model, not a curated record. Bases 82 to 1545 code for a protein of 487 amino acids.
AGAGAAUUGACUUUGGUGCUAGAGAAAUAGAGAGGGAGAUUGAGAGAGGGAGAAGCCAAGAGAAUCUGCAACUUGUCUUCAAUGAGAGAAGGAAGGCCAAUGGAAAUUGAUCUGUCCCUGAAGAUAGAUGAUGAAGGAGAAGGAGAUGGAGAAGGAGAGGAAGAAGCAGAAGGAGAAGAAGGAGAUGAACAAGUGCAACGAGAAGAUCAACAAAAGGAAAAGGAAACAGGUCAUGUAGAAGAUAAAGGAGAAGAUGUGGAAGCUGCUUCAUCUGUUGAAGAGAACUUGAAGACGGAAGAGUUAUGUGUGUUACAGAUGGAGAUGAAUCGAAUGAAAGAGGAGAACAAAGUGUUGAGGAAGGUAGUAGAGGAAACAAUGAAAGAUUACCGUGAUCUCCAAAUGAAAUUCGCUCUUAUUCAACAGAAUAAGCAAAACAAGGAUCUCCAAAUCUCCCUCUCCCUCCAUGGCAAGGACAGAAAUCUUCAAGAUCCCAGGAGGAUUUCCAAAGUCUUGAAUAUCAAUGACCAAAUCCUUCCAUCAUCACCCGAGGACAACGAAGAGAGCGAAUUAGGGCUGUCUUUGAGGUUGAAACCCAAUACAAGAGAAGAAAGAGAGGAAGAUGGAGAAGCAAAUAAGGAAGAAACUGUAAGCUUUACACCCAUACCAAAUAGGCUACCUAGGACUGACUUGGCUGCAAUCAAAAGCCACGCUGCUUCCCCACCCAACAGAAAAGCUAGGGUUUCAGUCAGAGCAAGAUGCCAAACAGCCACAAUGAACGAUGGCUGCCAAUGGAGAAAAUAUGGGCAGAAAAUCGCGAAAGGAAACCCUUGCCCACGAGCCUACUAUCGUUGCACCGUUGCCCCAGGAUGCCCAGUUAGAAAACAGGUUCAAAGAUGCUUAGAGGACAUGUCAAUACUCAUAACCACCUAUGAAGGAACACAUAACCAUCCACUCCCUGUGGGUGCAACAGCGAUGGCUUCAACAACUUCUGCAGCAGCCUCCUUCAUGUUAGUAGAUUCAAGCAAUCCUCUUUCAGAAGCCUCCCUUUCUUACCCUAAUUCCCAUUUCAUAAACCCGGGUUCUUCAUCAUCGAUGAUCAGAAGCAUAAACCCUAAUGACCCUUCUAAAGGGAUUGUCCUUGACCUCACCAACACUACCCCUUCUGAUCCACAACAAUUCCCACUGCAAAGCUCCUCACACUCAUCCGCCCAAUUAGGUUUCAGUUGGAUGCCUAGCAAACCAAGCUACCAUAGUGGUGGUAGUACCAAUAUUGCCAACAAUCUUUUUCCUAACCCUAGAGCAGCUGAAGAAGACAGGUCCAUAGCUGAAAAUGUGACUGCAAUCACUUCCAAUCCCGACUUUAGGGUUGCGGUUGCGGCUGCAAUCACUUCCUUCAUCAACAAAGAAAGCCAUACGAGUACUCACACCACAGGGCCUCCAUUUGCUAACCCAAGGGAUGGCGAGGGUGGUGGUGGGUCUAGUGGCAACAACUGGGUUCUUGAAUCUCUCCCUGCUAGUGUUAAGCCCUACCGGCAUUCACCAUGAAUUGAAUCAUAUAUAAUUUGUUUAAGCACAGAUUGAAAGAUACAGAUAGAUUGUGUAAUAUCAUUUUUAUCUUCUCUAGGUUUGAUCUCUGCUCAAUAAUAUAUAGAAUGGCCUCUAAUUU